Knipowitschia caucasica is the source of this 684-nucleotide messenger RNA. Lineage: Eukaryota; Metazoa; Chordata; Actinopteri; Gobiiformes; Gobiidae. The record is from the annotation of a GenBank genome assembly.
AUGGCUCAGUGCAGUGUGGACAUGAGAUCCCUGUACCAGCGGCUGCGGGAGUACGAGCUGCUGGACAAGAAGAAGACGGUGACGGCUCUGCGGGCCGGGGAGGACCGGGCCAUCCUGCUCGGACUCAGCAUGAUGUUCUUCUCUGUCAUGACCUACUUUGUCAUGGGCAUCACUGUCAUCAGGUCCUACUCUGAAAGUAUAUGGACAGAGGAGGCUAACUGCACCGUGCUGAACGCCACCAUUCUGUGGGACGUCAACUGUUCGUACCACUGUGGAGCCGAGUGCUGGAAGUCGUCCAGAUACCCGUGUCUGCAGGUCUACGUGAGCCUGCAGAAGAACGGCUCCAAUAGGAUCCUGCGCCUGCUGCACAACGAGGACACACACCAUGAAAACUCAGAGUGUUUCUACAUCCCAAAGUGUCACAAGGACUACUCCGCCACUCGAGAGCUGGUGCAGGACAUUUCCGACCGGCUGCGGACGCUUCAAUCUGUGCCGUGUUUUGUGGACCCCACAGAGAGGACGGAUAUGGCCAUACUUACCCAGAUCUACAGCCAGGGGGCGGUAUUCCACUCCCUCUUUUGGCCCACCUGCUCUUUGAUUGGGGGCUCAGUGCUCGUCGCCAUGGUCAAACUCACUCAGUACCUGGCCAUGCUGUGUGAAGGCCUCAGCAAGCUCAAGAUGUGA